AUGGUCACUGCGGCAAAGGCGGAGGCUUCAAGUUCGGGUUUUCCAGCACCGGAAAGCGGUUCCGCUAUUGAUACAAAAUACAUUGAUGUGACCCUGGCAAUCCUUGAAAACCAUGAAGAUGAGGUUGAUUCAUUGACUGCUGAAAAGGAGAAAAAGCUGAGGCGGAAACUUUACUGGAACGUUAUCGGGUUACUUUCUGCCAUUAACCUGCUACUCUUUAUUGACAAAGCAUCUCUGGGAUACGCUGCUAUCCUUGGCCUGUUUGAAGAGACAGGCAUAAGCAAAGAACAAUACAACAACCUGGGGACUUUUUUCUACGUUGGGUACCUCAUUGCACAAUUACCCGGACAUUAUGCCAUGCAAAGGCUACCAUUCGGAAAAUUUGUUGCUAGUCUCGUCUUUAUGUGGGGUGUUACGUUGCUCCUUCACUGCGUUGCCACCAGAUACGCCGCCCUAGUAGUUCUGCGUUUGGUACUCGGUGCUAGCGAAUCUGUUGUGGUCCCUGCAAUGGAAAUUACUAUUGGCAUGUUCUUCAAUCGUCACGAACAAUCAUUUCUCCAGCCUUUCUUGUGGUUGACAUCAGCACUUGCCCCAGUCUGUGCUGCCUUUAUCUCCUACGGUCUUCUCUGGAGCCACAGCACAAUUCUGCCCUGGAAGCUUUUCAUGGUUAUUACUGGAGGUGUCUCAAUUAUUACAUCAAUAUUUGUUUGGUUCCGAUACCCAAACAACCCAGCAGAGGCUACCUUUCUGACAUUGGAGGAAAAGGUGCACACCAUCAGACGGGUACACGAAUCGAGCCAGAGCUCUAUUGAACAGAAAAUGUUUAAGAAGUAUCAGUUUAUUGAGGCACUUCGCGACCCAGUUUCAUGGCUAUUCGCUUUGCAGGCAUUCACGCUCAUGAUGGCCAACAAUCUCACAUACGGGCAACAGAACCUCAUUAUCAAGGCUCUUGGAGUGGAUAGUUUGGGCUCCACACUUGUGGCAGCCGCAGGUGGCGCCUUUGGUGCUGUCGUUUGCCUCGCAGCGGUUCUAGCUCUGCGACGAUGGCCCUCCAAUCUUGCGCUACAUGGGCUAGUUUGGUGUGUUCCUUCAAUUGCUGGUGGCAUUGGUAUGGUUGCGAUCAAUUGGCACUUCAAGCUUGGAUUGCUUGUGUGCCUAAUAUUGGCUGGCCACACCUUCGGAAACACUUAUAUCAUCGCAUUGGGCUGGGCUACUUCAUCCGCGGCAGGCCACACUAAGAAGCUCACACGCAGCGCCAUGUUUAUGCUUGGCUACUCCGUUGCAAACCUUUGUUCGCCUCAAAUCUGGGUGCCUAAGGACGCGCCCCGCUACUAUGGUGCUUGGAUCUCCAUGAUAGUGGUCAGCUGGCUUGGCACACCAACGAUACUAUUCAUUAUACAGUUCAUUUUGAAACACAGAAAUCUUCAGCGGAGACUUUGGGCCUCAGCCUUGAGUAACGAGCGCAGGGCCGCCUACAGUUUUGGAGUCAUCGAGCAGCUUGAUGAAAAUGGUGCGCUCGUUCGCAGGAUGGUCGAGAUCACUAUGCUGGACAUGACGGACCUGGAGAAUCUGUUCUUCACCAACUUGAUAAAUGAUGACACCAACUACUCCGAUGCCGCUACCAAGCAUGUUGGACAACUUUUCUUCCCUGGGGAGUUAAUCCACUCUGAUUAUCAGUUUGCGCCUUACCAUGCUCACCUUUCAACUCUGAACCGUACCCUCAACGGUGGGGAUUCGGUUUACUCUGUUGCUAAUGACGAUGGGUACUCUGCUAUAAUUUCUACGGAGUUAGUUGGUGAGACUCUUGCUGAGGGGUUGAUUGGAUAUAUUACUAUUGAGAUUAACAAGAGUGCUUCGGCUAUUGCUACUACCGGGCAGGAUGUUAACGUGCAGAGAUAUUUGCCUACUGUUUUGUUGAGUUCUAGUGUUCAGGCUGCUUCCAACACUUUUGAUAUUGCUGAGUGUUACCGUGCUAAUGUUAUGAAGUUGUUAAGGGAUAGACGUCGAUGUUGA
Penicillium arizonense is the source of this 2013-nucleotide messenger RNA. RefSeq lists its product as uncharacterized. NCBI's taxonomy places the organism in Eukaryota, Fungi, Ascomycota, Eurotiomycetes, Eurotiales, Aspergillaceae. Gene Ontology annotation, biological process: L-cysteine transport; transmembrane transport. The coding region runs from base 1 to 2013 and encodes 670 amino acids. Gene Ontology annotation, molecular function: L-cysteine transmembrane transporter activity. The record is from RefSeq and is a predicted model, not a curated record. Gene Ontology annotation, cellular component: membrane. The transcript is spliced from 4 exons.